Stylophora pistillata is the source of this 1023-nucleotide messenger RNA. RefSeq lists its product as uncharacterized. NCBI's taxonomy places the organism in Eukaryota, Metazoa, Cnidaria, Anthozoa, Scleractinia, Pocilloporidae. The record is from RefSeq and is a predicted model, not a curated record.
AUGGAGAGUGGCCAUCUUCCCGACAGUGCAAUAUCAGCAUCGACGUAUUAUGACGCUAGGCACAUCCCGCAGUUCUCGAGACUCAAUAAGAUUCCCAGUUCAGGUAAGGCAGGGGCCUGGUGCACACGUACAAACAAUGGUAACGAAUGGCUACAGGUCAACUUUGGGCGGGAAACAACUGUGACAAAAGUGGCCACUCAGGGGAGGUAUGACGCCGAUCACAGAUUGAUGAGCUACAGUUUGUCAUACAGUGUGGAUGGCUCUCACUGGGCCUGGUACAGACUCUCGGAUGGACAUAUCAAGGUGCUUGGUGGUAACAUCGACCGCAACACUCCAGUUUAUCAUUCCCUCCAUUUGCCAAUUCAAGCCAAAUAUCUUCGAUUCCACCCCAAGACAUGGGAUCGUCACAUCUGCACCAGAGCAGAGGUUUAUGGUUGCCAGGAAGGAUCGCUUUGUUCCCUUUCGCUCGGACUGGAAGAUGGCCGAGUUUCAGCCAGUGCCAUGUCUGCCUCAACUAUUGCUAGCAGUGCCCACGCUGCUAGUUUAGGCCGCUUGAAUCUUGCGGCUGCGUCAGGUAAAGUGGGUUCCUGGUGUGCCAAGAAAAACGACGUCAAUCAAUGGCUGCAGAUUGAUCUUGGGACUCUCACGACCGUUACAAAAGUAGCUACUCAAGGAAGGCAGGAUUACUCUCAAUGGAUAACAAGCUACUCAUUAUUUUACAGCCUGUCCGGCUCUUACUGGGUCCAGUACACUGUGCGUGGUAAUAAGAUGGUUUUUCGGGGCAAUUUCGAUCGCGGUACCAUUAUUGUCCACCAGAUCUUCCCACCAAUUCAUGCCCGGUUUGUCCGAAUCCAGCCUUUAACUUGGCAAAGCCAUAUCAGCAUGCGUGCUGAGUUGUACGGCUGUCCAAUUAAGGGAAUCAAAGAUGGGCAAAAGGCACUGAGACGGAGAAGUAAAGAAAGUCUGCUCGUUACCAAAGUUCACUUGUCCGUUGCAAACUUAAUCAGUAGACCUGAAGUUUAA